UUUUGUUCUUAUGUCCAACUGAGUGGAGAUGAAAGCCAUUGUUGUUUUACAUCCUGAGAUUGUCUGUCUCAGGAACGCGCAAUUUGCCUGCUGUUUUAUGUUUGUUACUCAAGGGCCCCCAGAGUGAUGUCCCCUCCUCUGAUCCGUGUGUUCCAGGAUGAGGACUAUGACGAGGUCAGGGAGGUGUACUCCACAGGGUUUGGGGAGCAUCUCAACGCUGUGUGCAUCCAGACCCUCAGACAGACCUGGGUGCAGCUGGCCCUGCUUGUCUUCCUGUGGGGCGUCAGCUCCCUGUCCGGGUCCCUCUCCUUCGCUGGUGUCUCCACAGCCCUGCUGGUGCUGGCUGGGCGGGAGGGCGUGAGGUACCUCUUCAACCAAGGCAUCAGGCUGGGGCUCCGAGAGGACCUCCUGGAUGUGAGAGCCAGCUACAUGCAGGAAGGAGCUGUCUCCUGUUUCUGGGUGGCCGAGAGCCAAGGGAGAGUGGUGGGAACGGUGGCCAUCCUGCCAGCCCCCUCUCAGCCCGGAGCCUGGGAGCUGAAGAGGAUAUCAGUUCGGAGGGAGGUCAGGGGUCGCGGGAUCGCUAUGGCGCUGUGUGGGACGGCUCUGGCGUUCGCUGCGGCCCGUGGGGUGAAGGAUAUCGUGCUGUACACCUCCAUGCUGCAGACAGACGCCCACAAGCUGUACCACCGCAUGGGCUUCCACAAGAUUGAAGAGUUUUUGUGGCCCUCCCUACCGGCCAGACUCAUCAACUUCAUGGUGUAUAAAUACGGAUACAGGGUGCAUGCUGGCCAGGAGGCUCAUUCUGAGAAUGAACAUUACACCAAGAGUCAAUAAAUAAUGCCAUUUGCUCUAUGACAAGCAGUUUUAUAUUUUUUCUCAUUUUUUUAUUUUGUAUUGUCAUUUAACAGUAUUAUUUCCAAUAUUUUGUUGUACUAUUCUGAAUAAAAAUGAUUCUGUAUUAAAUGUU
Messenger RNA from Osmerus eperlanus (European smelt), 967 nucleotides. RefSeq names its product probable N-acetyltransferase camello. Gene Ontology annotation, molecular function: N-acetyltransferase activity. The coding region runs from base 127 to 834 and encodes 235 amino acids. The record is from RefSeq and is a predicted model, not a curated record. The transcript is spliced from 2 exons. NCBI's taxonomy places the organism in Eukaryota, Metazoa, Chordata, Actinopteri, Osmeriformes, Osmeridae.